AUGGCCUCAAAGAGAAUAAAAAAGAUAGAAGAAAUGAUAAAAGACAGGAGUGCACUAAAGAAUGAGAUCAGUAGACUAGAAAAUAAGAUAUUCAAAGUUGAGAAUGAGUAUUUAGAGCUUACACAGGGGUGUUCACUGCUUAAGAAUUUAGAAUUUUACAUUCAUGCCAACCCGAAAAGAAAAGAACAAGCGUAG
Messenger RNA from Vittaforma corneae ATCC 50505, 195 nucleotides. RefSeq lists its product as uncharacterized. Gene Ontology annotation, cellular component: histone acetyltransferase complex. The record is from RefSeq and is a predicted model, not a curated record. The coding region runs from base 1 to 195 and encodes 64 amino acids. The transcript has a single exon. Lineage: Eukaryota; Fungi; Microsporidia; Nosematidae.